AUGGCGGACGACAUGAAGAAAGCAGCUGAAAGUCCAGUUGUGGAGCCGAUUCAGGACGGGCGGUGCGUUGAUAUUGCCAUCGGCUCUGUUGAAGAUGCAGAUGGCGAAUACAAACGCAGCUUUACCUCACGCCACAUCCAUAUCAUCUCACUCGGCGGCCAGAUAGGAGCUGGUCUGUUCAUUUCCACUGGCAAGAACCUCCGCGAUGGUGGCCCAGCGACGCUUUUCCUGGCAUUUGCAACGGUCUGCACAUGUGUCUGGGCCGUCUUGAACACGGUGUCGGAGAUGACCAUUGCCUUUCCAGUAUCUGGCAACUACAUCGACUACGCGGAUAGAUUCGUAGACCCAGCUCUGGCAUUCGCGGGCGGUUUCAGCAUGUGGCUCGGCUGGACGGCCAUCGUUGCGAGCGAAGCAACAUUCUUCUCGGUUCUCAUCAACUACUGGGCAGAAGAUCGUGUAAACGCCGCGGUUUGGUACACCAUUUUCUUGCUGGUGAUGCUGGUCAUCUUCGUUCUGCCGAGCAAAGUCUUUGCUUGGUUUGAAUACGGCACUUCGAUAAUGAAGAUCCUCGCCUUGUUCAUCUUCAUCGUUGCUGGUCUCGCGAUGGUACUGGGAGCUGGUCCAGACGGAUACGUCCACCAUGGCGAGACUUGGCACAAUGGCCUAGCUUUCCGUAACGGGUUCAAAGGGUAUAGCAACUCCGUCCUGUUGGCCAUCCUGGCGAUCGGCGACAACACAUUUACCGGCUUCCUGGCUGGAGAGGCGAAAACACCGCGAUUUUCGAUAGCACAUGCCGUGAUCUUGAUCCCAAUCCGAGUCACGGUGCUUUAUCUGGUGUCGAUCGUCUUCAUCGGCCUUCUUGUGCCUGCCACAGAUGAGCGUCUGCUGGGUGGUUCCGGUAUUGCAGCAUCGCCCUUCGUCAUUGCACUCGACGAAGCUGGCAUUCCAGGUCUUCCAGAGCUCCUAAACGUGGUCAUCAUGUUUGCCGUCGCAGCAAUCGGCGCCGAAUCCGUCUUCGUUGCUUCGCGGAUCCUGAGAGCCAUGGCUCACCAACGAUUGAUACCGGCUUGGGUGGCCAAGGUCGACAGGCGAGGAAGACCAAGAGUGGCACUUCUCCUUACGUAUGCAAGUGCGGUGGCCUUGACAUACUGCAAUCUCAGCGCAGGUGGUAUCGAGGUGUUCAACUGGCUUGCGCAGAUAGCUACCACCGGCUACUUCGGCGUUUGGGUCGUGAUUGGCAUUACAAGCUUUCGGUUUCGAGCUGCUUUGAAAGCGCAAGAUGAUCCUUUGUUCAAACAAGAGUACGCCUGGAGCUGCAAGUGGUGGCCGAUUCCUCCAGCCUGGCUACUGACAUGCUGCGCUCUGUACACGGGGUGCUCUUUCUACUUGGCACUCUAUCCUAUUGGCUCUGAUACCCCAUCUGCGUACUCGUUCUUCAAGUACAUGAUAGGACUGGUCCUCAUCACAGGCUGCGGCAUCGCCUAUAAAUUGAUAUUCCGCACUCGGUUGCGGGAUCCAAGCAAAGUCGACCUGCAGGCCGGACGGCGGUAUCUGAGCGCGGAGGAGAUCGAGAUGCUGGAUGAGUAUUAUGGCAUGCCGAAGUGGCGGAGGGUGAUGACUUUCUUGCAGCUGUGGUAG
Messenger RNA from Zasmidium cellare ATCC 36951, 1638 nucleotides. RefSeq lists its product as uncharacterized. Lineage: Eukaryota; Fungi; Ascomycota; Dothideomycetes; Mycosphaerellales; Mycosphaerellaceae. Gene Ontology annotation, cellular component: membrane. Gene Ontology annotation, molecular function: amino acid transmembrane transporter activity. The transcript is spliced from 2 exons. The record is from RefSeq and is a predicted model, not a curated record. The coding region runs from base 1 to 1638 and encodes 545 amino acids. Gene Ontology annotation, biological process: amino acid transmembrane transport.